Molecule: messenger RNA, 747 nt
Organism: Aspergillus viridinutans
Lineage: Eukaryota; Fungi; Ascomycota; Eurotiomycetes; Eurotiales; Aspergillaceae
Exons: 3
Coding region: 1-747 (248 amino acids)
Source: RefSeq, a predicted model, not a curated record
AUGAGUGCAUCUUCCGUCGCUCAACUCGCCAUCUACUCGGUUCUCGUAUGUCCAGCGUUGUAUCUGACACUGUGUCAUCAUCGAUGGGGGUUGUUAGGCUGGGGCUAUCUGCUGGCGUUUUGUAUACUGCGGAUCACCGGCGGUGGCCUCUCGAUUCACAGUAGCGGCUCCGGGGCAAAGAUUAUUUCAAGCGUUGGGAUCUCGCCCAUGCUGCUUGCUCUAGAUGGAAUACUACAUGAAGCAAGGGUGUACCGCAAUCGAAACUUGGACAAACGUUUAGAAUACGCAUUUAUGGCCUUCGUCCAUGUGGUCGUUGCGACCGGCGUUGCCAUGGUUGGCACAGGAGCCGGCGGUCUGGCAGGAGAGCACCCAAAAGCGAGCGAUCAGACGAAUCUUGACGUUGGAAUGGCGUUGCUCGAGGCAUGUUGGGCAAUAUUGACCAUCUGGGCUCUGUGGACAUUGAAGGAUUGCAGUGAGAAGACCAUUCCAGGGGUGAUGGAAGGCGAAAUGCUCCUCCACGGCGUGCUCCUAGCGACGGUGUUUGUCGGUAUCCGGGUUUUGUACGGACUGAUCGCGGAGUCAACCCAGAAACAAAACCUGAAUCCAGUGGCAGGCUCCUUAGCCAUUCGUACUGUCCUAGGUCUUCUACCUGAACUCAUUACAACUUUGAUCUUGGUGUUUGUUGGCUUUCGUACGCGACAUAUCGGUAGAUAUAAUCGCCGAGUGGUGCAGACAGGCGAGACAUAA